Molecule: messenger RNA, 1589 nt
Organism: Cottoperca gobio
Lineage: Eukaryota; Metazoa; Chordata; Actinopteri; Perciformes; Bovichtidae
Product: testicular acid phosphatase homolog
Exons: 11
Coding region: 328-1566 (412 amino acids)
Biological process (GO): regulation of neuronal synaptic plasticity; peptidyl-tyrosine dephosphorylation involved in inactivation of protein kinase activity; negative regulation of ERBB4 signaling pathway
Cellular component (GO): lysosome; postsynaptic membrane
Molecular function (GO): receptor tyrosine kinase binding; protein tyrosine phosphatase activity; acid phosphatase activity
Source: RefSeq, a predicted model, not a curated record
UAAAACAGCAACAUGUGUUAACAAGUGUGCUGAGGUAAGUGCAUGUGUCCAUUUACAUGAUCUGCUAAAUCUCUUUUGACAUUGUGUUGUACUCGUGCUCUACUGUACAUCCUGGAUGUUUGAUUCAAGUUGACAUAAAUACUACUACAGAGCUGUCAAAUGUUAGAAACAGAUGACCAAGCAUGCGUGUUAUAUGACACACUUUGCACAACCUUUGACUAAAAUGAAAAUCUGCUCCUAAUGGCAAUUUAAAAUGAACAUUUCUUGACAUGUUUCCCUUCCUGUAAGCAGGGGAUAUCUGUGAAGAGAGACUUCCAAGUCACAAACAUGUGGAAGUUCCAGAAAAGUUUGCGCUGUUUGUUCCUCCUCUGCUGCAUCUGCUCGACUGAGUGCCGGGUGCUGAAGUUUGUCGUAGCUGUGUUCCGACACGGAGAUCGAUCGCCUAUUGAAUCGUAUCCCAAGGAUCCUCAUGGGGAGGGAGUGUGGGCUCAGGGCCUCGGACAGCUGACUGAGCUCGGCAUGCAACAACAGUUUGAGCUGGGCAGGUUUCUAAGGAGGCGUUAUCGCAACUUCCUCAGUGAGGACUACAACAACAAAGAGGUAUACGUGAGGAGCACUGACUACGACCGCACUCUGAUGAGCGCCCAGGCCUGCCUUGCUGGGAUGUUCCCCCCAACCAGACGCCCGCCUCCCAUCAUGCCACAGUUACUGUGGCGGCCUAUUCCAGUGCACACCACCCCCAGGGCCCAGGACAAGCUGCUGAAGUCUCCGGGCAAAGACUGUCCAAGGUUCAGAGCGCUGAUGACGGAGACCUUUGAGAGCGAUCACUACCAGAGGUUCCUCAGGGCUCAUCAGUACUUUGUGGAGGGACUUUCCAACCACACUGGCUACCCCGUCUCCAAACUGGUUGGCAAAAAGAUAUGGAGGGUGUACGACACUCUCACCUGUCAGAGAAUCCAUAACUUGACUCUCCCACGCUGGGCCACCCAAGACGUUCUGGACACCCUGAAGAGAAUUGCAUCAUUUGAGGUCAUGUACAGCAUCCUCAGUCACAAGCGAAAGGAGAAGGCCAGGCUCUCGGGAGGGGUGCUGCUGAAUGCCAUCCUGAGGAAUUUCUCCAGGGCUGUAGAGCAAGGGAGCACUCUCAAAUUCAUUAUGUACUCAGCUCAUGACUCUACCCUCAUCACCCUCCAGGCGGCUCUGGACGUGUACAACAGCCUUCUUCCUCCUUACGCUGCCUGUCAACUCUUCGAGUUCUACCAGGAGUAUGAUGGCUCUUAUUCUCUGGAGCUGUAUUACCGCAAUGACUCCAGGCGCGACCCGUACCCCAACCCGGUGCCAGGAUGCAACGGGUUGAACCUCUGUCCUUUGUCCACGUUCACUGAGCUGGCGCGGGACGUGGUGGCAGAGAACUGGGAGGCUGAGUGUGGCUUUCGCACAAGAUUGUCAAGCACAGGUGUCAUAACAGCCCUUGCAGUGGCUGUGGGUCUCCUGGCAGUGGCGCUGUUGUUCAGCAUAGGAGUGGCAAUCCGCAGGAGGAGAGCAAACUACUCCAGGGGGGUGUAGUGCAGACGACUGUAACACAUGUG